Leucoraja erinaceus (little skate) is the source of this 2940-nucleotide messenger RNA. RefSeq names its product collagen alpha-1(XI) chain-like. The transcript is spliced from 29 exons. The annotation marks the transcript as partial. Lineage: Eukaryota; Metazoa; Chordata; Chondrichthyes; Rajiformes; Rajidae. The record is from RefSeq and is a predicted model, not a curated record.
GGUGAUAUCCAGCAGCUCCUGAUCGUGGGGGACCCACGUGCAGCUUACGAUUACUGUGACCAUUACAGCCCCGACUGUAACACUCCCCUGCCCCACCUACCUCAGGCUCAGGAACCACAGGUCACACAGCUCCCUCCAGACGUGACGCCAGACGACGGCUACGGUUAUUACGGUGCCGACUAUGUAGAGUACGGCACCGAGCCGGCACAGGAGGAACGGCAUGGGGCAGAUACACCUGGCCAGGAAGUCAACAAUGUGUUGCCAGAACAGACGGCGGAGGAGUACUACUACGAGACGUAUGAGGGCACGACCAGCUCUUCAGCGGCCAGUGAGAGGGCCAACCAGAGGGAGGAGACUGGCAACGAGGAGGAGGAGGAGGAGGAGGAGUAUACAGAGUACCUGACCGAAGACCACAGCGAGUAUUACCCUGACCAAGCUGCUGCAGGAAACCAGCACAACCUCAACCAACCUCAACCCACACAGUACCGUGUCAAAGGGCAGCAUCCAGAAGGCCUUGACCCCAAAGGCCUUGACCCCGAAGGCCAUGACCCCAAAGGCCUUGACCUUGAUAAGCCUAACCCCAAUGAAUAUGACCCCAAAGAGUAUGACCCCAAUGAAUAUGACCCCAAUGAAUAUGACCCCAAAGAGUAUGAUCCCAAAGAGUAUGACCCCAAUGAAUAUGACCCCAAAGAGUAUGACCCCAAAGAGUAUGACCCCACUGGACAGGGCCCUAAUGGACACCAGCCCAAGGAGUCUGAGGCAGAGGGUCGAGAUGUAAAAGGUUCUUCUGCCAAAGGAGCUGGUGACAAUGAGGAGGACUUUAAGGCCUACGAUGUUGAAUAUGACCCCAGUGAAAAUGGCCCUAAUCAAGUGGAAGAGGAAUAUUAUUACGAGUAUACUGAAUACGAGGACAACAGCCCAGUGGACUCAUCCACCGAGGAUGUUGGUCCAGGGGUGGCAGCCGAAACAAGUGGUCUGGCAGGUUCCCCGGGCCUGACGGGAUCUUCCGGGCCUCAAGGUGACCCUGGACCCAGAAUCUCCAUGAGAGGUCCACCCGGUCCGAUGGGAUUGACCGGGAGGUCUGGUCCUGUGGGAAUCCCGGGCAGUCUGGGUCUGAAGGGUGACUCCGGUGACACCGGCCCCCAGGGUCCGCGUGGAAUCCAGGGAAUGACGGGCUCCAUCGGGAGGUUCGGAAAGAGGGGACGACAGGGAGCAGACGGUUCCCGGGGAAUGCCGGGAGAAACCGGAGGCAAGGGGGACCGUGGUUUUGAUGGUUUGCCCGGACUUCCCGGAGAGAAAGGCAAUCGGCGCUCGGCAAUACCGGGAGGUCUCACCAAGCAGAGAGCCAGUGCCGUGAGUUGUGCCGAUGUUCACCACACUCACGCUCGCCGGCAGAGGGUGACGGCUCGGGGAGAGACAGGAGGGCAGGGACCGCCGGGAACCACAGGAGAGGAUGGCGUGAGGGGAGACGACGGAGAGAUCGGGCCACGUGGACUGUCCGGAGAAUCUGGUUUUCCAGGGGGCUGCUCGGACCACGAGGGUCACCUGGACCAUCCGGACAACCCGUACGUCACAGAACCUCCAUCAGGGAGGGGUAGUUCGGGACUGGACGGACCACAGGGGUCCAAGGGGAACAUGGGCCCACAAGGAGAGCCGGGACCAGCCGGGCAGCAGGGAGUCCCCGGCACCCAGGGUCUCCCUGGACCGCAGGGCACGAUCGGACAGCCGGGAGUGAAGGGGCCGCAGGGCAAGGCUGGACUGGCCGGACUCCGCGGAGCUGAUGGACCUCCAGGACACCCUGGAAAAGAGGGGCCGCCAGGAGAGAAGGGAUCUCAGCGGAUGCUCAUCAAGGUGCAAGGAUACAACUUCACCAUAGAGCACAGACCUGGGGCAGAGAUGAUCGUUGCUGACAUUCUCGGCAGACUGCCCAACCCACAGAAGACAGAGCAUAGAUCUCGAUCCGCGCCGGGCGAUUAUGCAAGGCCCCAGCUCCAGGUAAUAUUCAAACCCCGCAACUCGGCGGUGAAGUCGCCGUUGCGGAAGACCCCCGAAAAGCGGUCCUCUCAGCAGGGACCUCUCGGGCUCCCGGUGUUUACUGUCUGCCAGACCUGCGGUAAACCCUCCGAAUAUAUCUCUCGGGCCACAGCCUCGCCCCCCUCACAAGCUCCACCCCCUCCGAACUCUAUGGUGAGACUGGACUUCACGGACACCGGGGAUAGGACGGGCCCGAGGGGCCAAAGGGCCGGUCAGGACCCUCAGGAGACGCCCCAUCCAGUGGACCCAUUCGGGAGAAUGUGGGGAUGGGAUUCUCACCAGCAAUGGGGGGAAAGCUGGGAGUUCCCGGACUGCCGGGAUAUCCGGGCCGACAGGGGCCAAAGGGAUCAACCGGAUUCCUCGGAUUCCCCGGCUCCAACGGCGAGAAAGGAGCAAGGGGCGCCCACGGGAAGGCAGGACCCAGAGGUCAGCGCGGACCAACGGGGCCACGUGGAGGUCGGGGACCGAGGGGUCCCACGGGAAAACCAGGAACAAAGGGCCCCGCGGGUAAGGACGGAUUGCCCGGCCACCCCGGACAGCGCGGAGAGACGAGUCAGCCCAGUCGAGGGAGAAAGCCGGCCGCGUGAGAAGCGGACCAGCAGCGGAAAAAACAAGCCCGGCCACGCGAGAGAAGUGGACCGGCCGUGCGAGAAAGCCCGGUCGCAAGAGACGGCCGUGAGCAGAGAGAGCCCAGUCGGGAGCAGAGUCAGCCCGACUGGUGUCCACGGAGCCAGCGACGAGCCGAGCAACGGGUCCAGUGGAGAGCAGCGGGAGGGCUGUGGAGACAGCGGGCAGGCAAGUCAGCAGAGCAGCAGUAGUCGACUUGGCAUUGAGCCAGUGGCAGCAAAAGUAACGGUGAAGCCCGGAGGAGCCAGCAAACAGAAAGCAGCAAAAGUGGAGGUCUGA